AUGCUUCUGACACACCUCAUUUUAUUUCUAAUUACCCUCUUACACCUAAUCACCGAAUCAAAUGGGUCCGCCGCUGAAGUUCGACUUAUCAAUGAUCUCAUGUCGGGAUAUGUUCGGGAAGAGAGACCGAUUCUGGAUAGCUCGAAACCGGUGAAAGUGAUGCUAGGGGUCUCGUUGCAGCAGAUUAUUAAUUUGUCUGAAAAAGAGGAGCAACUAGAAGUGAACGCGUGGCUGAAGUUCUCCUGGCGAGAUGAGAAUUUACGAUGGGAGCCGACGGCGUAUGAGAACGUGACAGAUCUACGACACCCGCCGGAUGCUCUGUGGACUCCAGAUAUUCUUCUUUAUAAUAGCGUCGACGCGGAGUUUGAUUCCUCAUACAAAGUGAACCUAGUCAAUUACCAUACUGGAUAUAUCAAUUGGAUGCCUCCAGGCAUUUUCAAAGUUUCCUGUAAACUUGAUAUUUAUUGGUUUCCGUUUGAUGAGCAGAUUUGUUACUUUAAGUUUGGGUCUUGGACAUAUACUCGUGAUAAGAUAGAGCUGGAAAAGGGGGAUUUUGAUUUCUCGGAAUUCAUUCCAAAUGGGGAGUGGAUUAUCAUUAGCAAUCGGACGAAUAUCACUGUGAAGCAGUACGAAUGUUGUCCUGAGCAAUACGAAGAUAUCACUUUUACACUUCAUUUGAGGAGAAGGACAUUAUACUACUCUUUUAACCUCAUCGCCCCUGUCCUUCUCACCAUGGUUCUGGUUAUCCUUGGAUUCACGGUUAGCCCAGAAACUUGCGAAAAAGUUGGACUACAGAUAUCCGUCUCUCUUGCCAUCUGUAUCUUCCUCACAAUCAUGAGUGAACUAACUCCACAGACUUCUGAAGCCGUCCCGCUCCUCGGAGUCUUCUUCCACACCUGUAACGCCAUUUCAGUUCUAGCCACCUCGUUUACAGUAUAUGUACAAAGCUUUCAUUUCCGGAAUCAACAUGUUCAUGAGAGAAUGGGAUUUUGGAUGCGAUUUAUUCUCCUGGAAUGGUCUCCGUGGCUGUUAAGAAUCAAAAUGCCAGAUCGUGACAAUAACAUGGCCACUCUGAAAGAUAGUUGGAAAAUGAGAAAUCGGAGAGAGUCGAUGGCUCGAACUGCAUUUGAGUAUGCAGACGGACCCGUUACCCAGAUACAUACAAUGGGAAUUAUGUUGAAAGAAAAUUUUGAGGAACUCAUUUAUCAGGUCAAACAGGAGAAAUCGACAGAUGAGAAAAGUGUCGAAAGAUUGCGGGUGUUGCAGAAAAUCUAUGAUCAUGUUAAGAUGAUCCGUGAACACGACGACGACAAUGACGAAGACAGCCGCGUCGCCCUUGAAUGGCGAUUCGCCGCCAUCGUCGUCGACCGCCUUUGCCUUCUGGUCUUCUCGAUUCUCAUCAUUAUCGUAUCCAUCAUCAUCGCUUGGCGUGCACCGUAUCUCUUUGCCUAG
Molecule: messenger RNA, 1452 nt
Organism: Caenorhabditis briggsae
Lineage: Eukaryota; Metazoa; Nematoda; Chromadorea; Rhabditida; Rhabditidae
Gene: Cbr-acr-15
Product: Protein CBR-ACR-15
Exons: 8
Coding region: 1-1452 (483 amino acids)
Biological process (GO): regulation of membrane potential; signal transduction; monoatomic ion transmembrane transport
Cellular component (GO): postsynaptic membrane; synapse; neuron projection
Molecular function (GO): acetylcholine-gated monoatomic cation-selective channel activity; transmembrane signaling receptor activity
Source: RefSeq, a predicted model, not a curated record